This is a messenger RNA of Prorocentrum cordatum, 311 nucleotides long. The record is from the annotation of a GenBank genome assembly. NCBI's taxonomy places the organism in Eukaryota, Dinophyceae, Prorocentrales, Prorocentraceae.
AGGAGAUGCACAACCGGUGCUCCAAGUUUGACAUGGCCAUGGUUGAUGACAAGGUAAGCAGGUGUGCCGUGAAGGAGGUCGUGGAGGAGAAGCUCCGAUCCCUGAAGGUGCUGCAGGAGGUGCAGGCAACGGCGAUAGAGAGGAUCGACAUCGCCUUCGGGCAUCAAGCUGAUGAUAUGGAGCAGGCGCCGCAUGACGACGAGCAGGCCACGGCGCCCGCCGAGCCCCGCGGCGCCGCCCCGGCCAGCGCCGAGAGCGCCGAGAGCAGCAGGAGCGUGCGGAACGCGAGCCCCCGGGGCCGCGCCCGAGGC